This is a messenger RNA of Adineta steineri, 3897 nucleotides long. Lineage: Eukaryota; Metazoa; Rotifera; Eurotatoria; Adinetida; Adinetidae. The record is from the annotation of a GenBank genome assembly.
AUGGCGUCUGACGACGACGAUCUUACUACGUUUUAUGCGAAUUUACCAUCGAUAUUUGAAAGUGAUUCAACAACAUCUAUUGAACAUUCGCCUAAUAAUCUAACUACAAUUAUCGAUAAUGAAAAAACUUAUCAGCCAAUGUUUGGUUCAUUCUUAUUUGCUGAUUCCGAACCAUUUACUAGAGCAGCAUUUGUCACAUCAAGCGAAAUAAAACCAACACAAGAACAAGUAGAAGAAGAACAACAACAACAACAAGAUGAUGAUAAUUGUAAUUCACAAGAAAAUAGUAAUAAUAUUUUACCUACAUCAUCACUUCCACCAUUAGAACCCGUUGAAGAUAUCGAUGAUUUUGAUGAUGAUGAAGAUGAUUUUGAUGGUAUACCAAUACGAUAUACUUCUACGACAAUUAAACCAAAUCUUAAUGGUGAUGAAGAUUUAUAUAGUCAUCGAUCUGAAGAUAAUAAUUUAUUAGAUAGAUUUAUUCAACAGAUUGAAAUUAAUCGUGAAAAUAUUGAUAAUAAUGGUGAUGGUGAUGAUGAUCAUGAUGAAGUUGAAUCAAUUUUAAAUGAUUUUCAAGAUGAACAACAAGAACAAGAUGAUACAAUAACAAUACCAAAUUUACUUAAAGACAUUCCUGAUAUUGAUGAUUUAGAUGAACAUGAAGAAAAAGAUAAUGAUAGAAUACCAUUUGAUCAUAUGGAUAUACUUGAUCAAUCAGAAUCACUACGUUCAUCAUCGCCUGAUUCUCUCCUAUCAUCGUCACAUUUGCAUGACGACGAUGAUGUUGAUGCUGAUGAUGAUGAUGAACCAGCUAUAGAUAAUCAUAAUAACGAUGAUGAUGAUGACGACGAUGUUACACAAUGGAAUGAUGAUUUUCUUCUUGCAAAAUCAACUUCACAUAAUGAUCGACCCAAUGCUCCGUUACCGCCACCAUUAGUUUUAAAUAUGCAUUUACAUGAUCAAGUGGAUUUUAUUGAUUCAUCACGUAGUAAUUCAAGAUGUUCAAAUGCUUCAUCACAUUUAAGUAUUGGUUAUGCUGAUCAAGCACAAAUCUUUAUUAAUGAUGAUGAACUUGUAACAUCAUCUGAGUCAGACAAUGAUUAUGAUAAUAAUGAUAAAAUUGAUUUUGAAAAUGAUAUAUUUAAUUGUGAUAAUCCUGAAGAAAUAUCUUUACAAAUUAAUCUUGAUUAUCAUUCUUCAAGAUCAUCUUCACGUUCUUCAUCGAAUCAACAUAGUCAUAAUAGUACACGUACAUCAUCACCUAUACCUGAUCAAACACCUAUAAUUGCUAUUGAUGAAGAUAUAAAUGAAAUAGUACCUAUUCAACCAGCUCCAAUUGCUUUCAAUGAUGAUGAUAUUGAUGAUGAUAUUGAUGAUAUUAAUGACAAUGAUUUAGAAACAUUUACUUCUGAUCAACCAGUAUUAUCAUCAAGAUAUUUUCUUGAAUUAAAAUCUCAACAACGACAAAAUGAAAUUGUUCAUGAUAUUGUUAAUAUAAGACAUAUAUUAAAUGAACGUGAUAAUGAUGAUGAAUUUAUUGCUGUUAUGCAUAAUCCAUCUGUAUUUGAAGAAGUAUUAUUUGAUACCGAUAAUGAACAGAAAUCGGAUUUACUCAAGCAAACAAAUGUUAUUCCUAAUAAUUCUCAUAUAACAUCACAGCUAUCUAAUGAAAAUGAAUCAUUGGAUCAAUACCAAAAUCGACAAGAGACAGUAUCCAACAAUGAAAAGAAGAAUCCUUGUCAUAUAAUAACAAUAAAUAAUCAUUCUCCUUCUUCUAUCAAUCACUCUCUCAUCGAAGAAGAAGAAGAAGAAGAAAACGACCCCGAACAAAAUGUUAGGAUAAAACAUACAAAAGAACAACAGUUACAAGGAAAGUAUCCUAUCAAUAACAAUCUAAAACAAAUUAUCAACAGUAAAAACGACCAAAUAAUGAGUUCAGAUGAUGAUGAUGAUUUCGAAUUAUUAAAUACUCUUGCUCAAUUACAUGGUUUAGUUCAUACAUCUCGGUUAUCUUGUGAAAUUAAUCAACAUCUAAAUGAACCAAAUAUAAUCAAUGAAGAAGAAGACGACGAGAAAAAUAAUUUAUUACCAACAUCUCAUAACAAUGAGAAAAAAACUUCAAUUUUAUUUAAUAAUGAAGAGCAAAAGAAAUUUCUUGAAAGAAAAGAAGAUAAACAAUCAUCAAGUCUUCUUUCAUCAAUAACAUCUUCUGCUCUAUCUAAUGAUCAGGAAUCAAAUUCUACAGAUAUUAAUCUUGAUUCCGAUACAUCUUCUUCAUUAAUAAUAUUAAUGAAUGAAUUAAAUUAUUCAAUAUUACCUUCAAAUAGAAGAAAUCUAAACAAAAAUGAUCUUUUACAAAAAAUAACAAAUAAUAAUGAACUAUCAUAUUCAUCAACAAUCGAUAUGUUAUCAUCAAAAACAGAUUCUUCAUUCAAUGAUGAAGAUAUAAAUCAAACUGAAUUACAAUCUUCAGAAAAUCAAAAUCUUGAAAUCUUAUCAAUUAUUGAAAAAUUAGUUUCAGAUACUCUUCAAUUAGUAAAAAACGAAUCAAAACAAGAUGAUAAAAUCUUAACUGAACAUCGUUCAUCGUAUCAAAAUCAAAAUUUUGAAUCAUCAAAUCCUAUUCAAGAAAUUGUAUUUCCAUCAUUAUUUACCGAUUCUGUUAUUACAGUCAAUGAUAUUAUGAAACAUUCACUGACAACAACUGUCACAAAUCAAUAUAUUGAUGACAGAUGUAUACUUCAAGAUAAUUUUAGUUUAUGCAAAAAUGAAUCAUCAAUAACAACAACUGAUGAAAAAAUCAAUGAUGAAUCAAUAAAAUCUAAGAAUUUAUCAGAAACUCAGGAUGAAGAUAUUAAUGAAGCACCACCAUCAGCAACAAGAACAGUGAAUGAAGAUGAUAGUACAAGUACUGAUAGCGAUGAUGAUGAUGAUGAAUUAAAUGAAAAAGAGAAUUUCUUUGACAAUAAACCAGGUUUCGCACAAUUCGAAGCAUUUGCUAGUGAUCAACCACUUAAUUCACAAGUUCUUGAUUCACUAAGAGCUGAUAUUGAUAAUGAAUUAGAUCAAUCAUCUCAAAUACAAGAUUCAACAAUAUCAAUUGAUCAACAAUCUGAAAUAAUAAAAUCUACGGAUGGUGGUGAUAAUGAACCAUGGGAACUUGAAGAUAGUGGUGACGAAAAACUCAAACCAGUACCAACAGAUACAAUGCUAAAGAAUGAUUCAUAUACAAACUUCUUUCCGAAUAAUGAAGCAUCAUCAUUAACAGCUACAAUUGAAGGAUCAGAUGAUGACAAAGAGAAAGACAAUUAUGAUGAUUAUUUUGCUCAACAACAACAAUCAAAUGAACAAAAUGAAGCAUCACUUUCAAAAACUGUACGAUUCGAUGAGAAUAUAAAUAAUGUUGCUGUUUUAACACCAAAAGAUAGUCUUGAUCGAACAGAAUCAUCGGAUACACCUAUUGAUUCCGAUGACGACGAUGGCAUGGAAGGUAUAACAUUAAAUCUUAGAGCACCGAGUGAUCGAAUUGCUGAUCAUAUGAAUGAGACAGAAACAGAUUAUAAAAAUGAAACAAUUGAAGUGAAAACUACUACAUCUAUUCCACGACCCGAAAGUAAUAUAUCAUUAACAGAUAGCGAAGAAGAUUUACCACCGCCAUUGCCACCACUACCGCCCUUAAAUAAAAAAUCAUCUAGUCAAACCGAAAACAUUCCAUUAAAAUCAUCAUUAUCAUCAACAACUAAUACAGAUUUAAAACGUAAAGCAAAUUCACGUUCUGAACCAGAUAUCACUCCGACUAUACAAACAACAACCGAUGCAUCAUUACUUAAUACUACAGAGUCACAAUUAAAUCGAUCAUUUGAGUCAGGUAUAGUUAAAUAUAUAUAUAUUGAAUGA